Kalmanozyma brasiliensis GHG001 is the source of this 672-nucleotide messenger RNA. RefSeq names its product Ribosome biogenesis protein Nop16. Gene Ontology annotation, cellular component: nucleolus. Gene Ontology annotation, biological process: ribosomal large subunit biogenesis. The transcript has a single exon. The coding region runs from base 1 to 672 and encodes 223 amino acids. NCBI's taxonomy places the organism in Eukaryota, Fungi, Basidiomycota, Ustilaginomycetes, Ustilaginales. The record is from RefSeq and is a predicted model, not a curated record.
AUGGCGAAUCCACGACAGCGCCGCAAAGCGCGCUCCUCCUCGACGCUGAAACCUUCGAUCAACGCCAAGAAGCAGAUGCGCAAGAGGCUCGCGCGGGCUCCCACCGUACACGGCGCCGACGUGCUCAAGGACAACUACGAUCCCAAGCUUACGCUCCGACAGAAUUAUGCGCGGUUGGGUCUAGUGCCUAGCUUGGAUGUUAGGCCUGAUACUGGUGGAGUGGAACGCGCGCCUGCUGCCCCCAGCGCAAGUCGGGAGGCGGAGGGCGAGAAACCACGGAAAGGCAUGGCCAAGGUCGUCCGAGACGAGCAGGGGAACAUCGUUGAUAUCGUGGAAGCAGAUGCUGAGGAAGAGGGCGAGACCGCAUGGGGAAAGCCCUUGACGAGUGUCGCAGAUGACGAGGUCGAGACAUACAUGCCAACUAGUGGCGCGAAGAAGGGCGAGAACAAGGUGCUGGCCAGCCUGGAGGAUAUGGCCGCCCAAGCUGCCCCGGUUGAGAGACAUACGAGCUCCCUCGAGGCCCAGUGGUUGCAGGACCUGGUGGCAAAGUACGGGGAGGACACGGAGAGCAUGGCAAGGGAUAGGAAGCUCAAUGUGUGGCAGAAAACCCAGGGCGAGAUCAAGAGGGCUAUCAAGAAGGCUGGUGGGUUCGCGGCGUUUCGCUCCCAAUGA